CACUAGUCAGCUGACAGCGAUGGUUUGGUUGGCUGAACUGUUCAAGAUGGGUCCGGAGAGUCUUGCCGCCAUUAUACAUCGGCUGAUCGUAAGGAUUUGGAAACAGGAAGAACUACCAGACGAGUAGUUCUCCCAGGAAACCCAGGAAACCCCAUUCACCCAGGAAACUCAUACACCCAGUACUCAAAAAGGGCGAAAUACUAAACUGUGCUAACUUCCGACCCAUCACAGUUCUGAAUGCUGCUUAUAAGAUUCUGUCCUCUACGCCCCACCUAUUCUUCGACUUCAAGGCUGCUUACGAUGUUUUAUAUAGAACCCAACUGUGGAACACCAUGCAGCAGUACGGAUUCCCAGGGAAGCUGGUACGCCUGUUGAGGACCACAAUGGACAGGGUGCAGUGCAAGGUGAGAGUGUCGAACAUGCUGUCGAAAUUGGUAACGGACUUUUCUGAUUGUACUGUUAUUAACAUCGCUCUAGAAGGUAUCAUGCGAAGCGCGGGCUACGACAUCCGAGGCACGAUUUUUAACCGUUCUUUUUAGUUUAUCGGCUUUGCGAAUGACAUCGACAUCAUCGGACGAACAUCUGCGGCGGUGUGCGAGGCAUACUCCCGACUGAAACGCGAGGCCGAAAGGAUUGGAUCAUUGGACGAUCAAUGCGACUAAGGCCAAGUAUCUGACCGUGACAGAGCCAGACUCGGAAGCAGAGUAUCAGUUGACGGCGACGAUGUCGAGGUGGUAGAGAAGUUCUUAACGAUCGUAACUUCGGACAACAACAUAAGUAGCGAAAUCUGAAGGCACAUUGUUCAGGGAAGUCGUGCCUACUGCGGGCCCCCCAAGCUUCUGCUAUCCGUUAUAAUGUACGAUAUAUCGCACACUGAUUUGUCGCCACUGAUUAACUUCCCACUUUUGAACGGCGGGUGCUAAGGACUAUUUAUAAGGGCAAGUUCCGAACCUUUACGAUUUUAUAAAGUUAAUCUCUAACUCCAUAGCCAUACGACCGCCAUUCUACAUGAAUAAAAAACAUGCGAAAUCUUAAACUCCAUCUCCAACUCUACUCGCUUUACGUUUGUUUACCAUCUCUCCUAGAUCUAUCAGAUCAUUCUAUUUGCAGCAAUAUACAGGCUCAUUAACAUAAAACAAGCGUAUUUUUGUGGUUCUUCCUUUCGCGCUCUAUUCACACACUGUAGACGAUUCGUUCGGCUAGACUAUAUGAACAUUAAUUUUAAUUAUCGUGUGAAUAACCGGUUUACGGAUGAUGCCAACAAACAAGGUAGCUGUUAGGCCUCUGAUUCAGUCACGAUUCAGCUAGCGGUAAAGUAACACAAUGGCUUCUGGUAGUAUGAAAACACAAUAUUCGGUAGAGAAGUGUCCGUCGAAGUAUGACCAGUACGAGUUUACCUUGUCUGAUCUGUACCGUAACAUUGCUAAAGAGGAGCUUCGGGAGGAUGAUGAGAUUCGGGAGCAGUCGUUAGUGCAAAUGCGUGAAUGGAUUGCCAAACAUCCGUAUAUUCGCAAGUGUCGUACGGAUGCAUCAUUUCUGCUGCGUUUCCUGCGCUUUAGGAAGUACUCAGUGCCGAUGGCUUGUGAAGCUCUAGAAAGAUACUUGGCCAUGCGUCAAACCUUCCCGCAGUGGUUUAAAAAUCUUGACUGUAAUGAAUCAGCUAUGCGAGAAAUGCUAAAAGAUGGUGUGUUUACAAGGCUUGGCGAAGAUUCGGACGGUCGAACGAUGAUUUUGUUUCGCUUUGUAAGAUUUAAUGUGGAAAAGUUUAGCGCGUUACAGGAGGGGCGAUUUACGGCGUUGCUUAUCGAGACGUUACUAGAGUGGGAAGAGCUACAGAUCGGUGGAUUUCGUGUGCUGAUCGACUUUACCGACACCGUGUUGAAGCAUUACGGCAUUUGGGGUAUAUCUGAUAUGAAGAUCUUCAUGGACGCGAUUAACCGAUCGUACCCUAUACGAUUCCGUGAAAUUCAUGGAGCCAAAUUUCCAAAGUUUGCUUUAUCGCUGCUCAACUUACUUUUGUCGUUCGCGAGCCCUAAACUCAAGGAUCGCAUUGUGUGUCACAACAACGUCGAGGAAUUGGCAAAACAAUGUGAAUCAUCAUUACGGCCGAACGAUUGGGGCGGUGAAUGUGAUCUAUUGGAGUUAAAUGAACGAUUUAUGAACCACCUGAAGGAUCGGCGUGAGGUUAUACUAGCUCUGGAUGAAAUGGACAUCGAUACGGCGCAUUAUACUUCACUCUGGAAGCAAACGUCAGCAUCCGAUAACGAAAUCGAUAGCGGAACGAUGGGAAGCUUUCGAAAGCUUAAUGUUGAUUAAGUCUGUAUUAAUCAAGGUAGAUUAAAUUAUAGUUUUUAUUCGUUCAAGGGUGCUUGCUUAAGGGUGUGUACACGCCAUACAUAAUUAUACUAUGAUUAUGACAGUUUCCGUUUCCAGUUUAAAAUAUAGGUUUAAGUGAAGUUUUAAUCAUGGUUUGCAAUAUCAGGUAGAAAUAUUUAAUCUUACUAGUGCGUACUAUCUGCGCUAUUGUUGGUUUAGUUAACAUGCUACUCUAAAAUGUGAAAAAAGGUAAGGAAUGAAUGGCGUACCACACUGAACACCACACUGAACGGCCACAUAACACGACCAUAAAAUAAAAAAAAAAAACACUCACACAUUUAAAGUUACAUCAUUGUAUUCUUUUGAUAAUAUUGGGAAAAUGUUAUGGGGUUUUAUGAAAAAAAACAACAUACUUUUUCUGGGUCAUAAUGCACCCAAAAUACUAAAGUUAAAUUUUAAUAAAUAAUUUACAAUCUUAAAUUAAUUUAAAUGAUUUUUUAUUUUAUCGAUAGGUAUUAGUUCUAAAAUUAAUUGACCAAGCUUGAAAAAUUGUUGGUUCUUGUCGAUGGAUUCGCAUAGUAUCACAUCUUUUUAAUAUAAUUAAAAAUCUUCUCUAUCCCUUCGUUUAAGUCACCAUAACAUGUAUCCUCUUUCACCUUUUGAAAUACAAAGUUGUUCAUGCAGUUGAUCCCUUUCCGCAUGUUAUCGUUAA
Molecule: messenger RNA, 3028 nt
Organism: Anopheles funestus (African malaria mosquito)
Lineage: Eukaryota; Metazoa; Arthropoda; Insecta; Diptera; Culicidae
Product: retinaldehyde-binding protein 1-like
Exons: 2
Coding region: 1324-2316 (330 amino acids)
Cellular component (GO): membrane
Molecular function (GO): phosphatidylinositol bisphosphate binding
Source: RefSeq, a predicted model, not a curated record